This is a messenger RNA of Diatraea saccharalis (sugarcane borer), 9193 nucleotides long. NCBI's taxonomy places the organism in Eukaryota, Metazoa, Arthropoda, Insecta, Lepidoptera, Crambidae. The record is from the annotation of a GenBank genome assembly.
AUGUCUAUGAGAGGCACAAAGCGGGCUACCGGUGUGCGUGGUGAAGAACCAGGCACAUCCAAGCGCCGCAGAACGGAGCCUGAGGACACUCCCUGGCAGCUCCGGCCUGACGUCAAAAUGUCAUCAAUAUAUAACAGAAGUGCCUCAGAGGCACCAGCUGAACUAUUCAGGAAAGAUCUCAUCAGCGCCAUGAAACUUCCAGACUCUGAGCCUUUGACUCCAAGCGAGUACUGGAUAAUAACAGACACAUGGAAACAAGACUGGGAACGUGGGGUCCAGGUACCCGUCAAUCCUGACUCACUGCCCGCUCCUAAAGUAACGAUAAUUGAUAAUCCACGGCCACCUGAUUUUGAAGAAUUCAAGUUACCUAAAGACAAGUACAUACAUUUGACCCGUGAUGCUCACUUCAAUGCUGAUAAGCACCAUUUGAGUUCAACACCGGCGCAAGCUGAGGCGGCAUGUGCAUACGACUUGGACGCCACGGAUACUCAAUGGCUAAAGUUGCUCAACGCGGAGCGAGCGAGAGCCGGUGCAUUGCCCAUCAAUGAAGACCAGCUCGAGAAAGUCAUAGAAGAAUUAGAGAUUCGGACAUGGGAUAAAAUACAAGCAAUUAUGAAGUCCGAAGAAGGUCUAGGUAUAGAGUAUGACGAAAACGUUAUUUGUGAUGUUUGUCGGUCACCUGAUUCCGAAGAUGGCAACGAAAUGGUUUUCUGUGAUUCAUGCAAUAUUUGCGUACACCAGGCUUGCUACGGUAUUACUGUUAUUCCCGAUGGUCAGUGGCUCUGCAGACCUUGUGGCGAUGGUGUGCGGCCGACUUGUGUCCUAUGUCCCAAUCUCGGUGGUGCUAUGAAAUGCACUCCUUCAGGCCAUAAAUGGGCCCAUGUUAGUUGCGUACUUUGGAUUCCUGAAGUGUCUAUUGGUUGUGCUGAAAAAAUGGAACCUAUAACUAAAAUAUCGUCAAUACCAGCGUCUCGUUGGUCUUUAGUAUGUGUUUUAUGUCGCGAACGCAAAGGAGCGUGUAUUCAGUGCUCUGUAAAGACUUGUAAGACUGCUUAUCACGUAACGUGUGCAUUUAAACAUGGACUAGAAAUGCGUGCAAUAAUUGAAGAUGAAAAUGCUGAUGAUGGUGUAAAGCUACGUUCAUAUUGUCAGAAACAUAGCGUCAAUUCUAAAAAAGAAAAAUGCUCUGGGUCGGGUUCUGAGGAGGAGGAAGUUAAACGAAAACGUCGUAAAGAUAUGACUUCUGAAGAAAAGACUCAGGCGCGUGCUGCGCGCUUACUAGAAAUUGAAAGAGAAUUUGACCGACACGUCAAUGUUAAAGAUAUAAGUACACAUCUGCUUGAUGUUGAUCAAGAUGCUAUACAGUAUAUUUACAAUUACUGGAAACUAAAAAGACGAGCAGGUAAUAAUCGUCCUUUGUUGCCACCAAAAUCGGAUGAUAGCGAACUUCUUACUCACAGACAGGAACAAGCAGACUUAGAUAAAAUGAAGAUGUUUGUUCAACUCAGACAAGAUCUUGAGAGAGUGCGGAAUUUGUGUUAUAUGGUAAGCAGAAGGGAAAAGCUGUCUCGUUCAUUCUUCAGGAUGCGCGAACAAACUUUUCAUAAACAAGUAGCUGUACUAUCAGCAGAUCCAACGAUUGCUGGCCCAGACCUUGCUGCUAUCAUUGAGGCUAACCAUGGUCCUUCCAUAUAUGACAGAUUAUAUUCACAUGCAAAUGCACCUGAUCAUAAGAAUGAUUUUGAUGAAUUAUUAGCACGUAUUGCUCCUCCAGAAUCUGGAGACGAAAAGAAGAAAGAUCGUAAUGGGCUAGUAAAGUCAUCGAAAGCUUCAAACCCGUAUAAGAAACAUUAUGUUAAUGGUUCACGACGAAGCGAAAGUAUGUAUAGCGGACUUUCCAGUGAAGAGAGUGCUCCCGAGAUUAGUCGCCCUGGAAAAUACAGGGGUCGAGCUAUUGGGUCUAGCACCGAUGAAGACGUCAAGAAACCUACUUCACCAAAGAAGAAAGUAUCCCCUAAAACUAGAGCAAAGAGGUCACCCAAAAAGACUGAAAGGAGGAAAAAGAAAGUACCACAAUCGAAGGCUGUAGUUGAAAGUAGUAGUGAAGAUGAAGCUAUAAGUUCCAGAACCAAAAAAGAUAGGUCUCGUAGUAAAACACUUCAGCAAAUGGAAAAAGAGAUGACUGCUGGAACCUUAGGUCAGUCUGGAACUGACAGUGAUGAACUUAUGCCUAUAAGAUCAACUAGAAACAGUAAAUUCCCGGUUGAUAUCUACUCGGACAGUAGUGAAGACAUGUCUACGUUGAAAAUGGAUGUCAAAUCUGCCAAAGAUAAAGUUAAAUCUGAUAAAGUAAAAUCAGAAAAGACAAAGCCAGAUAAGUCGCCAAAUGGAAAUGAUUCCCAGCAACAGCUACCUAGAACCAAAGCAGCUAUGAAAGAAUUUAUACCAGCUCCAGAGAAAAAGGUUGCGGUAAAGGAAGAAGAUAAACCUGCUCCUAAGAAACGUGGCAGGAAACCUUCAAAUAAAGACAAGAAACCUCCCGUUAAAAGCGGCGAAUCUGAUGAUGAAGCAAAGAAUAAAGAAAAUAUUAAGUUUGCUAAACAGAAAGACAAUCCUACUGAUUUGAUAGUACCGCAACGACAGGCUGCUAAGAAAGCCUCUGAAAAUAUGAGAUCAACAACUGCUGUUAAGAAAGAAGAACCAAUUAUGGAAAAAUUAGCAUCUCCUGAAGAUCCAAAAACUAAGCCUAAACUAAAAAGUAAAGGAAAGGAAGUAAAAGAAAAAGAAAGUACCACACCUUCGCCGGCGAAAGUAAGUCGAAAGAAGUCAUCCAAAGAUGCUGAAAAAGAAACGAUUGCUAUUGUACCUCAAAGACAGGCAGCGAAAAAGGCAGCUGCGCACAUUAAAAGUGGCCUCGGAAGUAAGUUACCUACUGUGGAAACUUCCGAAAAUGAUAAAAAGUUGUCGCCUAAGAAAGAUGAAACGAAGAAAGCUCCAGCAAAAGAUAGUUCUAAAGAAAGUUCUAGUUCCUCUUCAUCAAGCAGCAGUAGUUGUUCAUCGACAUCAAGUUCGGAGGAAGAAACAGAGAAACCUGACAUCAAACCAACUGCUAAAGCGCGAGAAAUUAAACCAGCUGCAGCGAGACAGCCAUCAAUGUUUUCGCCACCUGGUACUAGACCGACAGUGGACUUGCCCUUUCUUGACAGGGUGUCAAGACCUUUGUCAUCGACUAGUGCCUCGAGUGAUGGUGACAGCUCUAAAGACUCUAGAGCUUCCGGCUCAGACAGUCCUUCCCCGAAACGACCGCGCAGGCGGCGCAAAGUUAAAAGUACUUCGACCGAAACCUCCCCACGUAAGGCCCCUGACAAGAAGCUUAAAACUUCCGAACGGGGGCCUGAGUGCGGGGUAUACACACCGCCUCUUGAAGGAGAGGAACCAAGUCGAUCCAGCAACGCGCGUGCUGCCACGCGUGCUCGGACCAGAAGCAUUGCUUCAAGCGGAAAUAUGCUUAAUAAGUCUGACACCGGAUCGAGAAAAUCAUCUAAAGACGAGACCAGUUAUACCCCUGUGCCCCUUAAGACUCCCAAAGAGGGCAGCAAGUCCGGUGAAUUUCCAUCUGCGGAGCGGCAAGCGGACAAGGAGAUAAAGAAAGAAGAGGAAGAGUCUUUCACACCUGAGCUUCCUAUUAUCCAUGAAGUUAAACCGAAGUCUACCAGGCCUAGUCGGAGGCAAAGUUCUUAUCAUGACGAUUUAGCUAGAACUCCAGAUGAACCACCUCCGAAAAGUAGCCCUAAGAAGAGUGUUGAAGUAAAGCAGAAAGGUAUUACAAACAGGAGAAAUAGUGUGAAAGAUCCGCCUAAAGAAUCUGUACCAUAUACAGAUGUACCACGUCAGCCUAUCACCAAAGAAAGGAGGCAGAGUAAGCAUGAACCUUUGAAAACUUCUAAGCCUGAAAAAACUACUAGCUUGUCUCCUGUCAAGAAACCAACUUAUGUUGAAAAGCCUACUGACGAAAUUGAUAGAAAAACUCCCCUGCCAGUCCAUCACGAAUAUCAAGACAAUGAUAAACAUUGGUUGCCUAAAGCUCCAAGUCCUAACGUUAAUCCGCCACCCGUUGAAAAGCCAGGUGGACCUGAAAAGUAUAUGACUGAAGAUAAAUCGAUGGAUUCAGAUUCCACUGAUAAGAGCAGUGUUAAAAUGAUUGCUAAGAUACAAGCGAAUCUUAAUGAAAAUACCAUGAUUAAAUCGCCUAAAACUCCAAUGGAUGCAAGAACCAUUUCUCUGGAAGCAAUUGAUAUGGAUAAUCCAAUAGCACGAAAUAUAAGAAAACGUUCUAUAUUGGACGCGGAUAAGAAGUUUAUUACUCAAGAUGCCAGUCACGUUGGGCAAGGUGUGGAAAUUUCAAAGAGUGCUAAAAUACCUUCUGCCGUUAAUCCAUUUCCUAAUAGAUCUAUCUUUUCACCUCAGUCGAAAGAUAAUGAAAUGUUUGAUAUUGAUAUGUUAGCUGUUGAAGAUGGAUUCAAUCAUGAAGAUAUUAUGAAACCAUUUACUUCUUACCCUGAAUUUUUCUUCAAAGAAGAUUCCAAAGAGCAAGGGGUGCAAGAAACUCUUAAUCUGGUUGAUAGAUUGCGUCUUCAACUGAACUCCAAGAAGGUGCCAACUGAGAAUUCUGCUCAAGACGAAUCAGUAAAUACUGAUGAGAAUAACCAGAGAGAAAAUGAAAAUAAUAUUACAUCCAACUCCAUUGAAAGUGAUCAUGAACACGAUGUACCCAAAAAUAAAGAAGUUGCGCUUGAUUUGCAUGAGAAAAGAAUUUCGCCAAAGGAAACUCACAUCGCUGUUAAUCAUAUACCACAUACAUAUUCGACAUCUGAAAUUCCGUCUAGAGGAACUUUAAUAGAUAACAAAGAAUAUCAUCAUGAACCUGUUCCUAUGACUAGUAAUGAGAAAUGGUCAGACUUAUCUGUACCCCCAUUGGAACCUCAUAUUGAACAAACUGAGGAAAGGAAAUAUGAUCAUAUGCAAUACAAUGAUGAUGUCAAAGAAGCUGUGACAGUGCAGUCAGAUGUUCAGUCUAUGUCAGAAAUUGGUGAUUCAAUAUCUUUAUCAAAGCAAAGUGACGACUCCCAACCAUUAUCUGUUGUUGAUCAUUCAGUUACUAGCAACGAUCAGGAUUUAACUCAAGAUAAUCAAAAUUAUGAAAAUAAUAACUCUGUAAUACACUCAGAUUGUGCAACUAUUUCUUCUCCCUAUGUUAGUCAAGAUUCUAAGUGGAGAGAAAGUAAGAUAACAACCAGAAGGUCGUCCGCCUCAAGUACAACUUCAGAAGGUUCUGUGUGCUCUCAGAAGACCGAUUUAAAAUCUCACAUGAAUAGUUUGGAUGCUCAUCAAAGUAAUAUGCUGCCGGAAAUAGAUUAUCCACCAUUGCCGGCUUAUACCUGUGCUGUGGAGCCAGCUAUGCCUCUGAAUCAAUAUAGCGCCUAUCCGCAGAACGCAUCUCCAUUUUUGAGUUCAUUGCCUUUUACGCAAUUACAAUUACCCUCUCCAGCUCCGGGUCUAUAUGCGACGGGUUUGCCUUUCACUACUACGUCUCUCAUUUCGCCAAAACCAUUUCCAUUAUGUGCAGCAUUUACGACUUCGUCACAGAACCUUGCCCUCACUACUGCUAUGAUCGCUCCCCCAACACCUAAACCCACUGAUUCUCCUCGGGAAGACAUCGAUGUUUCUUGUGGUGAUAAAUAUAUUCAUGUCGUGUCUAGUCCGAGUGUCAGCAUCGAUUCUUAUAAUGACUCUAAUAGUGCCAGACCUGUUACCAAAAUGUCCAACGAUAGCAAUGAAACUAUUUCAAGCGUCAUUCCUCAAGAAGAGAAAUCUCCUCCAAAGCCACCAAAACCGACAUCCAGAUUUCCAGGAAAAUCACCGGGUAAGAGUCCAGGAGUAUCUUCAUCUCCGAAACAAAAUGAGGCUCCGAAAAACAAUAAACGAUCCAACAAUAGAAAUAAUAGAAGUCAAAGAGGUCGAGGUCGCUCGAAGAGUAGAGGCCAAGGUAUUCAUGGGUUCCCAGUGGAUUAUAUGGGCAAUUCUAUUCAAAAUAAACUUGUCGGUACUGUAUAUGACUUCGACGAAGAGGUUGCUGAUGGCGUUGAUCUCAAAGCUCUUCGAGAGAGACGGAAAUCUGUGGACAUAAGAGAUGAUCGGAAAUCUGAGCAUUCGUAUAAAGACGCAUCACCGUCACCACGUGUUAUUACUCCUCCGCAAACUAGUAAGCGUACGCCCACAGUUGAAAAGGACGCUAAGGCAUCUCCCUCACCAUCAGAAAGAUCUUCAACUCCCCCUGGGAAAGGCCCUGGAUUUUCUAGUGUUCAACCUGUAUUACCAGGGCCUGUCGACAUGCGUACAUACCAACCAUUCGAAAAUCCUGUUCCUGCCGCUGCUGAGGCAUAUCACAGUCAUUUAUUAGAAUUCGCUAGUGGCACAGCUGAUCAACAAUUAGUAGACAUUGACGAAGAAGUUGAAAAACAAUUACAUAGCGCAUUAAUGGCCAGCAAACCUCGUACGGGUGGAACUCCCCCUACAACGCCGGUUUUAGAGCCUAAAGAACCUCCUAGAGAAACAUACACUCCUCAACUACCAAAAGUAUCAUUAUCAGACUCACGAAACCAAUUGAAAGUAAAAAUAAAGGGUCCAUUCUUAGAUGCAAAUUAUUCAGCUAGUAGUGUUCAGCCAGUUGCACCACCACAACCUGCUCCUGUUCAUGAAUCCAACACUAGCAUGUUUAGUUCAUCUGGAGGUGCAGCUUCAUCGAUGAUGACUGGAUCUACUAAUCUACGGCGAAUGCGUAAGAAAGAAUUAUUACGCCAAUAUUGGACCCAAGAUAUGAAUAUGGAUGAUCCAGCUAAUGCAUCAAAUAUCGGAGCCAUUCCCCCGCCGGCCACGCCACAGCCUUUAGCUCGUGCAGUCAUUACCAUACCAAAAGCCGUGGCCUCAAUGACUAGUAUACCGACAAGAGAGGAUUAUAAAUUCAGCGAUACCCCAGUAGAUAAGAAAAAGAGAAAGACUACUAGUGGUCUUUCUAGAGAACUGAGGCAUCUAGAAGUGAGCAUGAACGAUGAUGCAGAUCCAUCAGACGACGUUAAGUUGUCUAAUUUUGCUACUAACACCAACCAGUCCUUCAAAAGACGCGGACGAGUUUCCACAAAGCCAAAUAGACCGAAUACAACAUCUCCAGUGGCGCCUAAAUUGAAAAUAAAGAUUGGAUCUAAUAUCGUCCAACAAGUAAACGAUGAUCAGUCGGGAUUCCAAUUCCGGCCGCCUAAAAAGCGUUUGACGAGUAUACCUAAACCCAGUUUGGAAGAUCUCAGACGCGAGAGUAUGAAGUAUAGGCGUAAGGUGAUGGCCGAUUUUGAAGAGACCGAGAAAGCGAAGAAACACAAGCCUAGUAAAAGUGAAAAACGUAAAAAGAAGAAAGACAAAAAGGCUGAAAAGCUUCAAGUGGUGAACAGUGAAAGUGAAAGUGCUACGAAACUUAUAAUAAAGAUCAAGCGCACUAAGGAGGAGGAGGGCGGGGAAGGUCCCAGUACGAGCGAGGGCGGUACUCCGGAACUUCCUCCGGAAGGCCUGGGGACGAGCGGUUGCGUAACGGCGGCGGCGGUCGCGCCCGAGCCGGCCGUCGAUCCGUUCGAGUACGACCCGACCGCACCCGACCCGCUCGCUAUCGACCCGCCCUCUUACUCCGAAUCGUCCGCCAUGCGCAAGAUACGGACAGCCAAAGUGACGCCGAUCCGGUUAAAACUGGCGCGCAGCUCGCAGGGCUCCGGGUACGUGAUGAAGGAGGCGGGUGCGCAGGGUGGCAGCAGUGGCGGGAGCGGUGCCGGCACGCCGCCCGGCCCGCCGCCGCAGCCCGCCUCGUCGCUGCCCAUCGCCGUUAACAAACACUGUGAAGUGAGGUGAUACAAACCGCGCAUACGCUGUUAGACGCUAUCUCUAGUGCGCGAGUUCAAUCUCUUUGUACAGUAGUCAUUUAAAGUUUAGUGUCUCUGUAUAUUUUUAACGUAACUUGGUCGUCGUAAAUUAGUUUAAUAUAUUAUUUAUUUGUAUAAAUGGAAAGCUCAAUGAUUAACUUAAAGUUAUUCUAAGUAUAUUAUAAAAAAAAAAACAUUGUGCAUUUGAGUAAUGCACGAGUAAAUCUUAAUAAUAGUAUAAGCAAUAUAUAUUUUUUGUUAUUGUUUUAAUUUUACUUUGUGCCUCAUGAGGAAUCUCAUAAAUAUUGUCAUGAUGAUUAUGCAUGUAAUCAAAUAGUAGUUAUAUGUGAGAGCUCGAUUAUCACAACGUACAUCACACUAUGAAACUAUAAAUAUUCCCAAAAAAAGUAAUGUAACUGUGUUCACUAGAACAAAAUCAGUUUAACUUUAAUUGUGUGAAUUUUGUGACUGGUUGUGAUUAAUCACACUUUAUAUCUCAUUUAUUUACAUUUUAUGUAUCAAUAUUUGUUGUGAAAAAAGUGUUUCUUAUAUGCAAUAAUUUAUUGUAAAUGAAGCUGUGCUUCCAUUGUAUUGCAUUCAUAUUAUAACUAUCAGAAAAUAGCGUAUGUAAAUUAUUAAUUGCUAUUAUUUAAUUUGAUUAAUAAUCGUCGUUAUAGUUAUUAAAGCAAUCGUAAGUAUAUAAAAAUCAACAUGUAAAAAAAUUUCUAGACUGAUGGGACUAUUUCUUGUAGUUUUGGAUUGAAUUUUUGAUGUUAGGAGAACCAUUAUUUAUUUAAAUUUGAUAGUGUGUAUUUAUGAAUUUGGGUGUAUUUGUAUGGUAAUUGUGUCUUUUUGAACAUGCUGUACAUAAGGUUCUGAACAUAUAGAUAGCUGGGUAAAUUAAAUAAUUCCUGAAUAAGUUAAAAACCUUAUGAUAUUGUAAAAUUAAGUAUGGACCGAUCUCUUUAAUUCAAGGGUUUUGGAUAUAUAUUAAUAUUUUCAUUUUCUAAACACCCCACUACCUGUCUAAGUGUUUAGUCGACCUUAUUACCAGCCGUUUGUCAUAAUUGAUGAUGAUUUUCGUAAGAGUUGAGUUUAAUAUUUAUAGAUCUCGGUUUUCACCAAAUCAAUACAUCACCCAAUAUGGUUGAAAAAAAAAUUGGUAAUGCACUGCAGAUUAUAAUUCUAUUUUUACUUUAUAGUCUGUAGAUUAAUGACUUUCUAAUGAUAUA